This is a messenger RNA of Suillus subalutaceus, 1147 nucleotides long. RefSeq lists its product as uncharacterized. Bases 221 to 1147 code for a protein of 308 amino acids. The record is from RefSeq and is a predicted model, not a curated record. NCBI's taxonomy places the organism in Eukaryota, Fungi, Basidiomycota, Agaricomycetes, Boletales, Suillaceae. The transcript is spliced from 2 exons.
AGCACAUCACCCAGCUCUCCGAGACGUCUAUGGAGUCGGACCCUAGGCUAGCAUUCAUUUAACAUUGCACAACCUUUCUGCGUGGGAUAGACGUGUACCAUCCUCGAUUAAUGCCCUGUACCCGUGGUGUCUAUGAACGUAUGGUAGUCUCGAGGCGUACAUGCGACCGCACCCUUCAAGAGAGGAGCAGGUUGAAUAGACGUAUUCCCUCAACCUCAUCAUGACCCUCUUACCCUUGGCUAUCCUACCACUGUUAUACAUCCCUUUUGUUUACUCCUCACUACCGAGCUUUAAUGACACCAGUACCACCACAUUCGACGUCACUGACUCUCCAUCCAGCAACAACACCAGAACAUUGUGGGACAUCAUCUGGAGUUGCGCCGCAACUCUAUUCGCAUGCACAUGGACUGCAGUUCACCCGAACAUCCCGGGUAUGGACGAGGGGAAAUUCGCUGUUUUCUCUCGUCGCCUAGGCAUCAUGAUGAUUGCGCUGAUCGCGCCAGAACUCAUGAUUACCUGGGCCACUUGUCAGUUUCUGAGUGCUCGCGACGCUGCAAAGGCCUUCAAUGAUGCCUUUGGUGCGCAACUUCACCAGGCCCGCAGCGACUGUGGAGAUACGGGAGAGAGCAUAACUGCGUUGCUCAGUGAAAUUUCAACAUCGAAUAGAACAAACAGCCUACAUCCGAGCGCUCCGCAUGUUGCAAAUCGCGAUUUUAGAGGAUGGACAGUGACGCAUGGCUUUUUCGCGUGGAUGGGUGGAUUCAUGCUCUACGUCAAUGGCAAGCCGCGAGCCACUCUUACACCCAAUGAGCUUGAGUUCUUUGUUGGUGAGGGCUCCGUGGAAAUGCCCGUUAUCGUGGAGGCAGACAUAGAAGAUCGAAGCAAGGGUGACGCAUUAUCCAAAGGCAUCGCCAUUCUUCAGCUGGCGUGGUUUGUCCUCCAGCUUGUUGCCCGUUACGUUCAGAACCUUCCGAUCACACUGCUUGAACUCGACACCCUUGCUUUAGCUGCCCUGGCUGGCAUUGCCUAUGGCUUCUGGUGGAAGAAGCCUAAGGAUGUAGGACGUCCUCAUGCUGUUUAUUGGAAAGCAGCUUGCUCUCCGCCAAGCUAUUUAGCCUACGAGUAUGUCGUCAAUAUUCUUGUCUGA